AAGCAAAAACCAAAAUGCUGCAAACCAAUAGCUUUCCCUCUUCGCGGAAAUUGCCUCCCUUUCAGCCACGUAUUGAUGAUAAUCCAUAUUAUUCCUUUUCCACUGGCUUUCAAAUUCUUUUCAACACCCAUAAAAAAUUGUAAAACAUGCUUUUCAACUCCCGAACGUCUCUUCCUCGUCGACCCAAAUAAUUUUCUUUUCUUAACACCAUAGUCUAAAAUGGCCUAUAAUAAUAAUAAUAAUAAGAAUAAUAAUGAAGCUGACGGUCAAAUUUUGUGCUACUAGUAUUCUUCUCUUCCAAAAAAUAUCAACCCAAAGCUCCAAUUAUAAGCCUCCUGCUGCUGCUUUCAGGCUUUGAGAGUUGAGAAGAAAACUAUGGUUAUGGAGGAAACUGAGAAGCCGAUAGAGGUUAGAGCUAUGGAAGCUUUGGGAAAAGGUAUUGAUAUAAGUGGAGAUUUCAGGUUGAAAUAUGCCAAGGGAACCAGAUUGGUGGUGCUUGAUGAAACCAAUAAAAGAGACAUUGUAUUUCCAGGUGCUUUUACUGUCCAAGGUGUUUCCCAAGAUAUCCGUCUUGAUAAAGGCGAUCGUAUUCGAUUCAAAUCUGACGUUCUUGAAUUCAAUCAGAUGUCUGAGUUACUUAAUCAGAAAUCUUCAAUACAAGGAAAAGUUCCUUCAGGCUAUCUUAACACUAUCUUUGAUUUGACUGGGGACUGGCUUCAUGAUGCUGCAGGCACCAAAAAUCUUGCUUUUGAUGGUUAUUUUAUCUCAUUGUACCAUUUACACCUUACAGCAUCUCCGCUUAUACUGCAUGACAGAGUUAAGAAGUCUGUUCCUCCUCACUGGGAUCCAGCAUCAUUGUCUAGGUUCAUCCAGACAUAUGGGACACACAUAAUAGUAGGCAUGGCUAUUGGAGGUCAAGAUUUAAUUUGUGUCAGACAGAACAAUUCCUCUACAAUUCCUCCUGCUGAGCUCAGAGGGUAUUUGGAGGAUCUUGGAGAUGUUAUGUUUUCAGAUGGGAAAAGCCCUUCAUUACUACAGAGAAAAACAAGAGAUGGCAAACUAAAAGUGCCCGAGGUCUUUAAUCGCAUUCUGCAGUCAAACACCAUGCAGUUGGCCAGCAUUGCAGAAACAUCAAGCAAAGAUGGACUCUCUGUCAUUUGUUCAAAACGAGGAGGAAAUGUGUUUUUGCAUAGUCACUCCAACUGGCUGCAAACAGUACCUGCUAAACCAGAAGGAAUUUUGUUCAAGUUUGUACCAAUUACUUCUCUUCUGACUGGGAUUCCUGGAAGUGGGUACCUUAGCCAUGCGAUCAACUUGUAUCUUCGUUACAAGCCUGCUUCAGAGGAUUUAAGGUAUUUCUUGGAGUUUCAAGUUCCACGACAGUGGGCACCUAUGUUCUGUGAGCUGCCACUUAGGCAUCAGAGGAAAAAAGCUUCCUGCCCUUCCCUGCAAUUUUCUUUCAUGGGUCCUAAAAUACACAUCAGCUCUGCGCAGGUUUCAAGUGAUCUAAAACCAAUAGUUGGCCUCCGCUUGUACUUGGAAGGAAAGAAAUGCAACCGGUUGGCGAUACAUGUGCAGCAUCUCUCAAGUCUUCCAAAUAUAAUGACAUUCACAUCUGGCAGACCUUGUCAAUGGCGAGGUUCGGAGGACUAUAAUUCCAGUGAUCAAUUUUUAGAGCCAGUCAGAUGGAAGAGAUACUCAAAUGUGUGCACAUCAGUUGUUAAGCAUGAUCCUAACUGGUUGAAAGAAGUUUCGAGUGGUGUUUUUAUUGUAACUGGUGCACAGCUCCUUAACAAAGGGAAGUGGCCAAAGACAGUUUUGCAUCUCCGUUUGCUUUACACCCAUAUAACCAACUGCACAAUCCGGAAGACAGAAUGGGCAGCUGCACCUGAAACUUCUCGCAAGACAGGUUUCCUUACAAAUCUAAGCACAACUUUCACAUUCACUCAACGGGCAGUCACUGAGCAACAAAAGCAGGCUCCAACAGCACUUAACUCAGGUGUAUAUCCUGAUGGUCCUCCCACACCAAUUCGCUCCAAAAAACUGCUAAAAUAUUUAGAUAUAUCUGAGGUCGUGCGUGGUCCGCAUGAUGCUCCAGGACAUUGGUUGGUAACAGCAGCUAAGCUAGUCAAUGAGGGUGGUAAGAUUAGCUUGCAAGUGAAGUUUGCAUUGUUGGACUAUCCAUGAAUUUCAGCUUCUAUUGUACAUAUAGAGUGAGAUUGAUAUAUAACCAUACAAGAGAAAGGAAAGUUGAAUCACUCUUUUUCUAUAUCCCCUCUGUACAAGUGGAGAGUGCUAUAGCUCCAAUCUCCCCAAAGUCUUGCCCUUCCAACCACCUGAGCUGCAUCCCGAGUGGCCAAUUUGACUGCUGUCAUUGAUUUAUUUGUUAUCCUUUUUCCCUUUUUUUUUCUUUUGUUCAUUUUGAAACGGAACAAACUAUUCAUUUUAUUCACAGAGUUCCAUUUUUGUAACUGAGUGUAAAAUUUUAAUAGAAGCCAUGCCGUCAGUUUGUAAA
Molecule: messenger RNA, 2515 nt
Organism: Theobroma umbraticum
Lineage: Eukaryota; Viridiplantae; Streptophyta; Magnoliopsida; Malvales; Malvaceae
Product: MACPF domain-containing protein At1g14780-like
Biological process (GO): plant-type hypersensitive response; regulation of salicylic acid mediated signaling pathway
Cellular component (GO): plasma membrane
Source: RefSeq, a predicted model, not a curated record